This is a messenger RNA of Oncorhynchus gorbuscha (pink salmon), 569 nucleotides long. RefSeq names its product guanine nucleotide-binding protein G(s) subunit alpha-like. The record is from RefSeq and is a predicted model, not a curated record. Lineage: Eukaryota; Metazoa; Chordata; Actinopteri; Salmoniformes; Salmonidae. Gene Ontology annotation, cellular component: heterotrimeric G-protein complex. The transcript is spliced from 4 exons. Gene Ontology annotation, molecular function: G-protein beta/gamma-subunit complex binding; G protein-coupled receptor binding; guanyl nucleotide binding. Gene Ontology annotation, biological process: adenylate cyclase-modulating G protein-coupled receptor signaling pathway. The annotation marks the transcript as partial.
GUCGUGAUUGUGUUCCAGGUCGUGAUUGUGUUCCAGGUCGUGAUUGUGUUCCAGGUCGUGAUUGUGUUCCAGGUCGUGAUUGUGUUCCAGGUCGUGAUUGUGUUCCAGGUUGUGAUUGUGGCUGAGAGCCGAGCAGCAGUGAAAGCAGGUUUCCUGGACAGAAUUGACUCAGUAAGACAAGGAGACUACAGUCCCACAGACCAGGACCUGCUACGAUGCAGAGUGUUAACGUCAGGGAUAUUCGAGACGCGAUUCCAAGUAGACAAAGUCAACUUUCAUAUGUUUGAUGUAGGUGGCCAGAGAGAUGAGAGGAGAAAAUGGAUCCAAUGCUUUAAUGAUGUGACUGCUAUCAUCUUUGUGGUUGCCAGCAGCAGCUACAACAUGGUCAUAAGAGAAGACAACAACACAAACAGGCUACGGGAAGCCCUGGAUCUCUUCCGCAGUAUCUGGAAUAACAGGUCUGUUAUUAUGUCGUAGAACAACAAUCACUAGAGCGAAACAUUCUCAUCCAAGCCACCAUUUUGUGAUGGGGUGGAUUGGGACCAGAUGAAGUGUAGAAGGAGGAAGUU